UCAGGAGUGUCUCCUCCUAACUGUGACGGUGCUGCCUGCAUGUCUGCCUGCUCUCUGUGUGGUGUCAGCUAUCAUUGCGCAGCCGCAGCCCGGGGUGACGAAGAUGGUGAUCAUCAAGGAAUAUCGUGUAGUGUUGCCACUCUCUGUGGAAGAGUAUCAAAUAGGACAGUUGUACUCUGUGGCUGAGGCCAGCAAGAAUGAGACGGGAGGAGGAGAAGGCAUAGAGGUGCUGAAGAAUGAACCCUACGAGAAGGACGGAGAGAAGGGACAAUAUACACAUAAAGUAUACCAUCUAAAGAGUAAAAUCCCAAGCUUUGUGAAGUUGAUCGCACCAGAGGGAUCAUUUGUUUUUCAUGAAAAGGCCUGGAAUGCCUACCCGUACUGUCGUACCAUCGUGACGAAUGAGUACAUGAAGGAUGAUUUUAUGAUAAAGAUUGAGACGUGGCACAAACCUGACAUGGGAACAACAGACAAUGUCCACGAUCUGGACACGCAGACAUGGCCGACUGUGGAUGCUGUGGACAUAGAUAUUGCAAACAACAACCAAGUGCAGGAGAGGGACUACAAGUCAGAAGAGGAUCCCACUGUCAUCCCCACCACCACUCCCUCCACUAAGAGGAGAGGACCCCUGAGCCCCGAGUGGAAGAAAGAGCUGAACGCAGACUGGCCUUACAUGUGUGCGUACAAACUGGUCACUGUCAAGUUCAAAUGGUGGGGUCUGCAGAACAAAGUGGAACACUUCAUCCAUGAGCAAGAAAGACGUAUUUUUACCAACUUCCACCGUCAGAUGAUCUGCUGGUUUGACAAAUGGAUGGAUUUUACCAUGGAGGACAUUAGGCGGAUGGAAGAGGAGACUCAAAAAGAACUUGAGGAGAUGCGGCAGAAGGGAGACGUGCGAGGCACUUGUCCAACGGAAGAGUAGAAGCCCGUCACUGUAGGUCAAACACUAGAGGCAGGCUGACUGCGUAACACAGGUCCAGUUCGAGGCACCACUGCUGCUCAUGAGCAAUGAGGCAAAUCAAACCAAACCCUGACCUGAUGACGUCAUCUGAGACACGCCCACCACGACAAGGAAGUGACCUCCACCCAAUCGCAAGCCUCCUGUUCACCCAGAAAAUCAUAGUUAAAAGAAAAGGAAAAAAAAAAGAAGAAGAAUCCUGUUUUUUUGCAUACACAUAAAAAAAAGGAAAAAAAUGCACAUAAUGUAAAUUGCCUGAUAAUGUAAUUGUUAGUUGAUUAUUACAAUGGGCUAUGUUUUUAUUCAGGUGCGUCAACUGUAACUUAAAGUCGAGCCUUUUGAAUGGAUUUAGCUUUUAUGUCGACAGAUUCCCACGUUAAUUGGUAUAAGACGACUUUAGCAGGUUUUGAACCAUUUCUGCUCCUUUGUAUAAUAACUCUACUGAAACCCUCGUCUCCCUUCUCUGUGUUGUCUAUAUUCUUGUCUUGGUAAAAAAGAACAUUUGUCUAGAUCUCCUCCCCCUGCGUUUCACUGUCUUUGGCAGUUGGUCGGGAAUACUGAUCUGUUUUUUUUGUUUGUUUGUUUUUCGUCCCCUUUUCUUUUAGAAUUUUUAUAUUUCAGGUUAAACAAAGUCUGCUUUACGGUUUAAAGCAAAUCUGCUCAUGCAUGAACGGUUCUCUGCGGUUAGUUCCUCCUCCUCCUCCUCCUCCUCCUCCUCCUCUUCCUCCCUCCCGCUCACGUGCAUGUGGACAUCAGCAGAAACCCCUCAGUGAGCUGCCGGUUGCAUGAGUGCAGUUGCUGCAGUGCAGCUGUUGAUCAGAGAGUGUGUUUGUACUGCCAGUGAUUCUGUGCUCGUGCUCGCGUUUUCCGCUGCAAUGCUGCAAUAACCACACAGCAUCAUUAUUUCAGUUAUUAUUAAGUCAGAAAAACAUGUUUGCCGUUUGCUUCCAGGUUAAAGUGUCAAGUAUUAAGUGUGACCUUCUCUUAAACCUGGAGCCCUAAAUAAUGUUGUUUGUCUUACUUUAUGCGGCGCAGGCCCAGAGCCCAAGAUGAUUCAUUAAUACUUAAUCACCCCACUGCCCCAAAUAGUUGUACAAUUUUAACAUAUUAAAGGAAAUGCAGAUCUCUUUAGAUACAUGUUGACAUGUGAACAGUGUUGAGCUCGAGUUCUCUGCUUUUAUUUUGUAGGUGAUAGCUCAGUUAGUGCACACGUGUGCAUCUAUUUCUAAAGUUUUAAAAACCAAAGUCAUUAACCUGGUUAACUGGUUUAGUUCAAGGUCAGUAUGAGCACACCGAGUGCUUGACUAUGAAUACGAGGCCACGUCCUCUAAGGUCAGUGUACAGAACACCACUCUCAUUAAUGCAGUUCAAGUGUUACGUUCAUCGCCUACUCUGGGAUGGUGGCAAGGGGGCCCCAAAUCAAUCUCAGCUGAGGGCCCCAUAAAGGCUUGUGCCGGCCCUGACUGCUUGUCCGUUCACAUCAUUCCAUUCCAAAUGCUAAUGAUGACAGAAUUUGACAGAGAUGAGAUAACAAAGGUGGUGGAUCCCUGUGAUGAUGAGUGUGUGUGUGUGUGUGUGUGCACGUGCACGUGCACAAGUCACCGUAGUUCACUUUUCUUUCUUUCUCGCGCUCACAGUUAAAACACUGGUUUCAGGCGGCGGUGUGGAUGUUUGUCACAGCUUCUGAGAGACGAGCAUUUUAGGCUGUAUUAUUUAUUCUCAUCCAUGUUUUAUUUGCAUAAAACAAAGAGUGUAAGGUUGUGCUGAACAUUUGUUAAACUGCUUUACCAACAGACUGAAUGAAUGAGACUUGAUCUGUUUUUAUUUCUCUGGGGGCUACAUUGACUUGACUUUUAAAGGUCGAAGCUGCUGAGUUUACGACUCUACUUUUAAUCUUGUGCGGCUACUUUUGGCCUCUCUGAAAACUAUUUUGUGAUGUUUUAUAUGAUCAGAUAGCUUUGUGACAUCUCUGAAGUCAGGCGUGAGAGUCUCCAAAAUAUGCCGUCGUUACCAUUGUGUGCGUGUGUGUGUGUGUGUGUGCGUGUGUGUGCGUGUGUGUGUGGCGGACAGGUGAAAGCAGAUUACAACGUGUUCAUUGUAAUAGAAAUAAACAAAGUACAUCCAGACACUGGAUUGAAUUGGAGGUUCACACGUCUUUACUGUAACUGCUGAAAGGAAGUUUGUGGUGUUGUCACGUGAGGGGAUGACGGUGGUCAGUCCGUAUGUUUCCAUGCUUUGACUUUUAAUGAAUCCACGUCUUUGUCCCUAAACACAAGCACUAGUUGGGACUUGGUUUAUUGAAGGAAGUGUGUCUGUCUCCACUACACUAGGGGUCAGUUUGCAUCCAUGAACUUAAAAAUACCCAAUUCCUUUAGCUGGUGGAACAUUGUUGGUCCAAAGUCUGAACCUGCCUGAAUGUCACCAUGUUGUUGUUCCAGCUUUUUAUUAUUAUUAUUAUUGUUAUUAUUGUUAUUAUUUAUUGGUGUUAGCCGUGCAUUGGAAAUGUGGAGCAUGUCAAAGUAGCUCGACUUUCAAUCACAUUAUCUGGGUGUUUUAGCCUGAUUUUUUGAAUUUAGCACAAUGUCAGUCAGAAUAACAUAUUUACAUGUGUUUUUAAGUCAAAUAUUUAUUUUUAUUUCUAACGACUCUGCGUGUGAAGUAAUAAGAGAAGACUAUCGUAGCGAUGUUUACAUGUGCAAAGUUCCCAAAAGAUUUGCUCCAACUGGAAUUUACAAUUCUGUUGUUUACAUGGACGUGAAAUGAUGUUAUCAGAUUGUGGUGUGUACACACACAUCAAGUGUUGUCUAAUUCUCCAACACUAGAAGCAGAAGACGCAGAAGAAGAAGAAGAAGCUUCACUUGUGUUUCUGUUACGGAAAUACAGAAGUAACCAAACAGAAACAUGUAAACAUGUAAACAUGUAAACAUGAAACACAGGCCAACGCUGUCGCUCAGAAUGAAACACAGCUGGUGACAUUCAGGCUGGUGGAUUGUUGUAAAAGAAGUUCAUGUUAGGAAGACUUGGACAGGAAGUGGAAGUGGAUUCAACUCAUUAAGUCAAUUGACGACAUGCACGGUCACUAUUUCCAGUCCGCUGUCGCCAAAGAUGCAGGAGUUCUACAGAAAUGAGAACAUACUAGAGAAUCUAGGGAUGCUGCAGGGUCGUCCCCUCAUGAAGCUGAAAUGCAAACACCUUUUUUUUUUUCAUUGAAGCCAUGUUGAAUCCCUCAGGGCUAACUACUGAACGACAGUGUUAACGUUUUCGAUCGAUAUCAGAUGUUUUACUCUUAGUCACAACUGACCAGAAGACGCUGGCUUAUGUUAUAGCAGGAAGUUGUAAGUGGCACACUAGUGCUUGUGUAUUGGGACAAGGACAGUCUAGUUCAGCUAAGUAGUCAAGCAACAACUGUAGCUGUGCAUGGAAAUGUACUGUGGUUGUGUGUGUGUGUGUGUGUGUGUAAAAUGGACCAAACGUAUCCACCUGUUGUCGCUCAAACUAUACCAUAGUUGAACUGAACCUCAUCUGUGCAGACCAGUGUACGGCUGUGGACAUGGAGCCAUUGCAGCAGCAUCAUUAUCCACUACAUGAGACCAAGUUAAUUUACUAAAAAAAAAACUAAACAAACUAGGUUUAAUCUGCAUGCUCAACACGUGACGUAUGUCAUUCUCCCCCCAGUUUCUGUUUGAUUUGUAAGCUUUUAUAAGUUCUUGAACUGCAUCAGUUGAAGAUUCAAUGAAAGGUCAGAUCGAUGCAGCCUGACCUUGUGUCUUCUGAUGGAGUGAAAAUCACCCUGUGUGAAAGACUUGAGCGGCUAGAAGAGGCUGAGUGAUGCACAGUGGUUUGACCGUGAGGGGAGGUAUUAGAAGUUUAGAGAGCAGACCCCGCCCCCAAUCCAAAAUACUGUUUUCUUUAUUGCAAUCAUGAAGAAGCACUUGCAAAAUCUACUGUCAUUUUUUUUAUGUUUCCAAAAAAAGAUUCACAAUGUAUUAAAUUUUCUCUUUUCUGAUAUGGCAAAAUUCAGGGGGAAAAGAGUAGUGAAUGUAAAACAGUCAUUUUUUUGUUGUUUUUUCACAGCUGUCGCGCUGUGACAGAAGGUCUAGACAAUGGAACAUAACAGAAUAUCUAAUAAAUUUGAACAAAUAAGA
Molecule: messenger RNA, 5103 nt
Organism: Solea solea (common sole)
Lineage: Eukaryota; Metazoa; Chordata; Actinopteri; Pleuronectiformes; Soleidae
Gene: pitpnb
Product: phosphatidylinositol transfer protein, beta
Exons: 12
Coding region: 104-922 (272 amino acids)
Biological process (GO): phospholipid transport
Cellular component (GO): cytoplasm
Molecular function (GO): phosphatidylinositol binding; phosphatidylinositol transfer activity; phosphatidylcholine intramembrane carrier activity
Source: RefSeq, a predicted model, not a curated record